UUGGAGGAGGCGUGGUAGCCAAUCAGCGAGCGGGGCCGCGCAGGGGCGGGCUCGGCGGUGCGGAGCGCCCGCGGCUGGUGCCGCCGCCGGCGGGGGCGAGCGCUCCGCUCCGCUCCUCCCCCGGCACGUACCGCCCCGCACCGCCCCGCGGAACAGAUCGUGACCGGGGCGAACAGCGUCCCGCCCGCUCCUUCAGCGGCGCCCUGCCAUUGGCUGUCCUGCCGGAGCGGUCGCUGUGAAGAGUUUUGAUUGGCCUGUGACCGGCGACGUCGCAGCCAAGCUGCUCGCCGAUUGGCUACGGCCUUUUGCGGUGGCUCUGGCGGGGGGUUCGUAACGGGGGUGAGGGCGCGGGCGCGGGCGCGGGCUGCGGCGGGCCCGGGUGCUAGGCGGCUGGUGCUGUGCCGCGGCGGGCCCGGCUGCUCUGCCCCUCCGUGCGCCCUCACCGCGCUCCCCUCUGCCCCGCCCGCCCUGCCCUGUGCCAGGGCUGGGGCAGACCCGAGCGGCCUCCGCGGGACCCGCCUGGCUUCCGCAUAGCUUGCUCCUGCUGAUUUCCCUCUUCCCGCGGCCUCAGACAGUGGCUGCCCUGGAGCGGCUUCGUGUGCCCAGGGUGUACAAAAUGAUUUGGAACCCGUCCGUCAAAGGUCACCGUAAUCAUGAUUAACAUCAGUGAUUGCCUGAUGUGCUGUUCAUCCGGGUGCUGUAUCAGGAAAUGGAUUGGGACCAGUUUGACUUGAACCCUAAAGUAAUUGCUGCCCUUAAGAAAGCUGACAUAAAAUCGAUAAAGGAGAUUUUAAAUCUUUCUGGAGCAGACUUGCAACGAUUGAUGAAACUGUCCAGUGCAGACAUACAGUGCUUAUUGAAAACGGUCUCUCACAUGCUGAGGAGAAACAGUAUGCUUACGGCACUUCAGCUCUACCAAGAUAAAGAUCAUCUCACCUCUCAAAACCAGAAGCUAAGCCUUGGAUGUUCAGUACUAGAUAACUUGUUAAAAGGUGGCAUUCCUUUAGUGGGAAUCACAGAAGUUGCUGGGGAAAGUUCUGCUGGGAAGACUCAGAUUAGUUUACAGCUGUGCCUUUGUGUGCAAUAUCCUUACAAAUAUGGUGGAUUAGAGUCUGGAGCUGUCUACAUUUGUACAGAAGAUGUAUUCCCAAGUAAACGUUUGCAACAAGUCAUAGAUCAACAACAUAAGCUGCGUGCAGAUGUUCCAGCUGAAGUCAUACAGAAGAUCAAAUUUGGAAACAGUAUUUUUGUUGAACAUGCAGCAGACUUAGAUACCUUUCACAACUGCAUUACUAAAAGGAUUUCCCUGCUGCUUGCAAGAGGCAUGGUGCGGUUGGUGGUCGUCGAUUCUAUUGCUGCCUUGUUUCGAUGUGAAUUUGGAGCUUCAGAUUCUGUUACAAAGGCUCGGUAUUUGCAGACAUUUGGCGCACAGCUUCACAGUUUAAGCACUAGAUUCAGGACUCCAAUAGUGUGCAUUAAUCAGGUGACUGAUACAGUGAGUGACUCAGAAGCUGCUCAGUGUUGUUGUAGUGUAGCGGGUAACAGAGUCUCUCCAGCACUUGGAAUAACCUGGGCAAAUCAACUGCUAAUGAGACUGAUGGUCAGCCGAACACCACAGCCUGAGCGGCCCCCUGGAGUUAUGUCACACCACACUGGAAGCGUGAGGACUUUACGAGUAGUUUUUGCUCCUCAUCUCCCUCCCUCUUUUUGCUACUACACAGUAAAAUUGGAAGGUGUAAAAGGAAUAAAAUAAAUUCUUUGUACUGUAAAGCUGUCUGCUCCAAAACCAUAUCAAAACUACUCUGCUUCAGGAGGAAUUGCUGGUUAAAUUAAAUUCCUCCUAGAUGAGACAAAUGGACACUGAAAUAAAGAAACAAUGAUGUGACUACAUCAGGUGUUGUCAACACUGUGAAAGAUCUCUUUAUACUUGGGUAUAUGUUCACACAUUUUUCUGGUAAGUAUUCUGAAGAAGAGUAGAGCUUUGGCUGGGCAGAGGCUGCACAGUGAAGUGUGAUGUGGCAAUCCACAUGGUAGGGGAGAUCUGAUUUCUAAUUUAGCUUUAAUAGCAUGCUAAUCUAGUGACAGCAUGUGCUGCAGUGGUGUACCUUCUGUGUGUCCAGACCCACAGGGACUCCAAUUCAGCCAGUGACUCUUUUCUGCGGCUGUUUCUGGGCCUCAUGCUGCCAUUAAGUACAGCCAUUCUUCAAUCUGUAGGGCCUCAGAAAUAGCACAAAGCAGCUAUCCUGUUUUAGAACAACUUGUUAUUAAUAUUAGGAUU
Molecule: messenger RNA, 2278 nt
Organism: Strigops habroptila (Kakapo)
Lineage: Eukaryota; Metazoa; Chordata; Aves; Psittaciformes; Psittacidae
Gene: XRCC3
Product: X-ray repair cross complementing 3
Exons: 8
Coding region: 710-1753 (347 amino acids)
Biological process (GO): t-circle formation; resolution of mitotic recombination intermediates; double-strand break repair via synthesis-dependent strand annealing
Cellular component (GO): replication fork; Rad51C-XRCC3 complex
Molecular function (GO): four-way junction DNA binding; ATP binding; ATP-dependent DNA damage sensor activity
Source: RefSeq, a predicted model, not a curated record